Ceutorhynchus assimilis (cabbage seed weevil) is the source of this 757-nucleotide messenger RNA. NCBI's taxonomy places the organism in Eukaryota, Metazoa, Arthropoda, Insecta, Coleoptera, Curculionidae. The record is from the annotation of a GenBank genome assembly.
GCGAGUCAAAAAUGUCAGAAAAUAAGAAAAGUCCUGAUAAGGGCAUUUUGAAAAAAUCUAAAAAUUUUGAUAAACAACACUCUCAACCAUCUGCAGACUCUAAGGAAACGGAAUGGGACGAAACGAAUAUCAUCAAAAGACAUCCUCCAACUGGCAAAGACGUAUAUCAAAUAGAUUCGAAAAUGAAAAGUACAGCAGACGAAUCGUCGAUAGUUUUUGUGCCUGGAUUGUAUGACGAAGAUGGUGAAGAUACUCAAGUAGGGGUAAUGGAAUGUGAACAAUUUGAAUUGAAUAGAAAAAGCCAUUACAACGAGUUCCAUGCCCUCCAACUGACUAGGAAAUUACUUGAAGAAGAUGAUUAUGAUGAAGAUGAACAACCACAUGAUGAGAAUAACAUGAAGAGAGAGGAAUUUGAAUUGAAGAGGAAAAACCAUUACAACGAAUUUUAUACCCUUCAACUGGCUAGAAAAUUGAUUCAAGAGGAAGAAGAUGAUGAUGAUGAUGAUGAUGAGAAUGACGGUGCAUCAUCAAAUACAAAUAGUGAGGAUAAAACAUCAUGCAUUUAAAUAUUAAAUAUAUCAAUUUUUUCAAAAAUUAGAAAAUAAUGAAGUACGUAUUUAAGUGUUUGCUGUUCUCAGGAAUUUAUUAAGUUAAAAAAAAACUGAAAUGCAGUGUCAUUUCUUCUAUUAACAGACAGCAAUCUUUCCUAUAAAUAUUUUGAUAAGGAAUUGAAUAAUGUCCACAAACAAGUUCUUCC